Messenger RNA from Pestalotiopsis fici W106-1, 1704 nucleotides. RefSeq names its product Tannase. The record is from RefSeq and is a predicted model, not a curated record. NCBI's taxonomy places the organism in Eukaryota, Fungi, Ascomycota, Sordariomycetes, Amphisphaeriales, Sporocadaceae. The transcript has 2 exons. The coding region runs from base 1 to 1704 and encodes 567 amino acids.
AUGCGCCGCUCCUUUCAUAUAGCUGCCUCGGCUCUGGCGGUAGCGACUAUAGCCACCGCCGCCACUAUCGAAGACCUGUGUACAGUCUCCAACGUGCAAGCCGCCCUUCCCGUCAACGGAACGCUGCUCGGCAUUGAUCUCAUACCAUCUUCCGUAACGACAGCUAUCGUGUACAACGCCACUGCCGAAGAAACCACCAAGCUCUACGACUAUUGCAACGUCACGCUUAGCUAUGCACACACUGGCACAACCGACAUUGUCAAGCUCAACUAUAUCUUGCCAAGCCCCGAUGUGUUCUUGAACAGAUUCCUCGUCACCGGCGGUUUUGCCUAUCAACUCAACACGGAUUUCCUCGGAUCACUCGUGUAUGGUGCUGCCACUGGCGGCACAGAUGGUGGUUAUGGUGCAUUGGAAGGCACAUCCUUCAGUAGCGUACUCUUGAAGGGCAAUGGUAGUAUUAACUGGGAUAACACAUACAUGUUCGCCUACCAAGCAUUGGGCGAGCUGACCAUGGUUGCAAAGCCUCUUCUUCAGGGCUUUUAUGCUACCUCAGACAAAAUUUACACCUACUUUGAGGGUUGCUCAGAUGGCGGACGACAGGGCCUCAGCCAGAUCCAGCGAUACGGCGACCUCUACGACGGCGCUAUUCUGGGUGCUCCGGCCAUCCGCUACGGACAGCUCCAAGUGAGCCACUUGUACUCGAACCUCGUGGAAAAGACCCUGGACUACUAUCCAUCGGCAUGCGAACUUGCAAAGAUUGUCAAUGCAACCAUUGAUGCCUGUGAUCCUCUGGACGGCAGAACGGACGGUGUCAUCUCACGCUCAGAUCUUUGCAUGCUCAACUUUAACCUGACAUCGAUUGUGGGCGAGUCCUAUUCUUGCGCUGCUGCGUCGGACGGUUCCUCGCCAGCUGUAGAAGGAUCCGUUAGUGCAGAGGGUGUCGCUGUCGCCCAAGGAAUUUACGAUGGUCUUCAUACCCUUGACGGAGACCGAGCGUAUGUCUCGUACCAAGUCGGUUCUGCUUUUAGCGAUGCUGCAACACUAUACAACUCGGACAGUGAUUCAUGGGGGCUUAACAUCAAUCGCAAAGGAGGCGAAUACGUGGCCAAGUUUGUUGAACUGCUCAACAUUGACAACUUGCCGGAUCUCGAUAAUGUUACCUACGACACCCUCGUGGACUGGAUGACCACGGGCUUUGAGAGGUACGCGGACAGCUUGCAGACCAGUCUGCCCGAUCUUACCAAGUUCCAAUCGCACGGCGGCAAAAUGAUCAACUACCACGGCGAAUCCGACCCCAGUAUCCCGACCGCCUCGACGAUCCGUUAUUGGCAGUCGGUCCGCUCCAUCAUGUACCCCAAUGAGUCGGAAGAAGACUCUCUCGCGGCCAUGUCGGAAUGGUACCGACUGUACCUUGUGCCCGGCGCAGACCACUGCAAGCGCAACACCCUCCAGCCGUGGGGACCGUACCCCGUGGGCAUUGUGUAUGCCGUCAUCAACUGGGUCGAGUUUGGAAUAGCGCCAGAAGCGCUCAAUGCUACCAUUAAUUAUGGCCCGUAUGCGGGAGAGGUGCAAGGUCUAUGCGCCUGGCCCACGCGGCCCCUAUGGCGAAGCGACGAUAACAGCACGUUUGAUUGCGUGGAUGACAGCGCAAGUGUCGCUACUUGGGAUUACUCGUUUCCCGCUUUCAAGCUCCCAGUGUACUAA